This is a messenger RNA of Linum trigynum, 1487 nucleotides long. The record is from the annotation of a GenBank genome assembly. Lineage: Eukaryota; Viridiplantae; Streptophyta; Magnoliopsida; Malpighiales; Linaceae.
AGUCCUUCCGGAACGCACAGAGAGACAAUUUGCGACAAGGGUAGAGAGAGAGAGGGACGAAGAAAGUGAUAAUAAGGGGAGAAGGAACAAAGAAAUUUGUUUGGGGAAAGGCUUUAAAUGCGAGUUGGUUGAUGGGAGUCUUUCCUCCUCCUUCUUCUUUCUUUCUUUCUUUCUUUCCUCUCUCUUAACGCCUAAGCAUCCAUCCCCGUUAAAAGCCCUUCUUCCUUCCUUCCUUUUCCGCCAUCUCCCUCUCCUUGUCUGUGCGUCCAAUAUAAAUAUCGACCUUAAAGCCUAAAUCUUUGUAGAUCACACAACACCCUUCCUUCCUUGUACCUCAAUCUUGUGUCUGGAAGGCUUGGAGAAAAUAAUAAAUAUAUAAAAUAAAAAGGGGAAAGCAGAGAUGGAAUUCUAUCCAUACCCUCCUCGGUUUUCUGUGUCUUCUCUGUCCUGCUGUCGGGAUUUCGUCGAAAGAGUUAAGGAAGUUUGCAACUUCGCCUUAUCUGCGGUUAUUGGGAAUGUCUUCUCCGCGAUCUUCACCUUCUUCUUCGCAUUAGUGGGGACCUUGUUGGGAGCCAUGACAGGAGCUUUGAUAGGUCAAGAAACUGAGAGUGGAUUUGUUAGAGGGGCUGCUGUUGGUGCCAUAUCUGGUGCUGUUUUCUCCAUUGAAGUCUUUGAAUCUUCCCUUGUCCUUUGGCAGUCUGAUGAAUCAGGCAUUGGCUGCAUCUUGUACUUGAUUGAUGUUAUUGCCAGUCUUCUUAGUGGAAGGCUUGUGAGGGAGCGAAUCGGUCCUGCCAUGUUAAGCGCGGUGCAAAGUCAAAUGGGAGCUGUAGAAACAAGCUUUGAGGAGGUCCCGAACCUAUUUGACACAGGUGGUGCCAAAGGACUUGCUGGAGAUUCAGUGGAGAAAAUCCCCAAAAUCAAGAUCACAAGCAAAAACAAUGUGGAUGGUUCUGGGGAUAGAGUUUCUUGUUCAGUUUGCCUUCAGGACUUCCAGCUUGGAGAGACAGUUAGAAGCUUGCCACAUUGUCACCACAUGUUUCAUCUGCCCUGCAUAGAUAAAUGGCUACUCCGCCACGCAUCUUGCCCUCUUUGCAGAAGAGAUCUCUAAUUCGUCUUACCUCUGUAAAUUUGUUUAUCAUAAUGUUUCUUCCUUCCAUCUGAUUGAUUACCCGCCCCAAAUCGAUCUUUGUUAUAUGUUCAUCAUCAUCAUCAUCAUCGUUUUCAGAUGAUCGAUCAGUUCUGCCCCCCACCCGGCAAUCCACAGCAUCUUGUAGCUUAUGCAGCUCAGUGGGGUGAACGAUCAUGAUCUAGAUUAGGGUAUAUCUUCUGAAUAUGUAUAAAGUUUUGAGAACACUAUCGUAUAUUGUAUUAGAAGUUCACCUGAUCCAUCUUCAGAACUGACCACCACAGGGUAUAAGGUUUCCACUUUUACAGCCGGCGGAUAUUGUUUCCUUUACUCUGCCUUGCAAUCAACUUAACCUUUUUAA